This is a messenger RNA of Mucor mucedo, 2181 nucleotides long. RefSeq lists its product as uncharacterized. The transcript has a single exon. Gene Ontology annotation, cellular component: nucleus. Gene Ontology annotation, biological process: regulation of transcription by RNA polymerase II. Gene Ontology annotation, molecular function: RNA polymerase II transcription regulatory region sequence-specific DNA binding; DNA-binding transcription factor activity, RNA polymerase II-specific. Lineage: Eukaryota; Fungi; Mucoromycota; Mucoromycetes; Mucorales; Mucoraceae. The coding region runs from base 1 to 2181 and encodes 726 amino acids. The record is from RefSeq and is a predicted model, not a curated record.
AUGACGGAAUACCAGGCUCACACCAUCUCUCAAGACGUAAGGAAAUUUUAUUGUGUUGAAUGUGAUAAAUCAUACCUUACAAGAGGAAGAUAUCUUUUACACUUGGGAAACAUACACAAUUGUGAUGAAAACGGUAAACAACUUAACGGAAUCCGAGUUAGAUUUAGAUUACGUACCAUCGAAGCAGAGAAAAAUUCUGCAACCGUUAACGAUCGAAUACACUUAGAAUCAAAUAACAUGGCUAUAAAUGGGGAUAGCAAUGCGGGAAAUUGUAAUACUGUACCGGAUAAAGUGGAUAGAUUUGAGCAAGAUACCCAAACCUCGUAUUGUACUAAAUGCGACAGGCGAUAUCAACUUAUAUCUUCUUAUAAACGGCAUUGUAAAAUGAAGCAUUCUGACAGAAAGAUACAGUCUAAAACCACCGAUGGAGACAAAUAUUGCGCCAUAUGCGCCAAGCAAUUCAAGCAUCACUCUGCGUAUAUGAAGCACUGUAUGGUUAAACAUAGUUCGUAUCAGAGGCCGUUGACUCGUGGGCGUCUUUUAAAGAAAGGUAGAAGUCUAGAAACCUCGGAACAGCACACUGUCAUUCACAAAGACCUUACAGGUUUAUACUGCGAUAAAUGUGACACAAAGUACAUAUCUCAAAGAUUGUACACCAAGCAUGUCAGUAUCAGGCAUUCUGAGGUAAAUAUCAAUACCGAGAUUGACAGAUAUUUAUACUGUAUCAAAUGCGACAAGGAGUACAGUUCCAUAUUUUGGUACAAUCAGCACCUUAAUAGAAAGCAUGCAAGCAAAAAUGGAACACUUGAUAAUGGCAAAGUUGUUCGAGACCAAUCCGCUACUAUUAUUGAUAAAUCUGUCGAUGCAAAAUUAAACUAUUGCGAGACGUGCAACAUACAAUUUUCAAGUCCUUACACAUAUUAUUAUCACCGUAAUACCAAACACGCAAAUGAAAUUAAACGUCGUGUAUACAUCCAGAAGUAUUGCGAAGAAUGCAACAAACAAUUUUCAACUCAAUUGCGUUAUCAUAAUCACUGUAAUAGAAAACACAAAGAUAAGAUCAAACUUAUGCUUCGUACCAAAGCUCCCGUUGCGAAAUCAACAUAUUGCAAGAAAUGUAACAUACACUUUGCAAAUCCACGUAGGCUCUAUUACCACCGUAGAACCAUACACCUAAAUGAAGCCAAACCUUUUUCAAAUAACAAACGUACACCGGAUCAUUCUGCUACAAGUACUCCAGUUGCUACGGGAUCAAAUCACUGCAAUAAAUGCAAUAAGAACUUCAGAAAUAAAAGGCUGUACGUGGUCCAUUGUAAUAACCUACAUCCUGCUAUAGUAGCUGCAAACUCCAGUAAAAACCGUAAUGUACAUAAUCAGCCAGUUACCAACAAAGCUCCAGCCAGCGUCGAAUUUGAUAAUCAAUCAAAUGAAGCUGUUACUUCGACGCAGAUAUCAGAUGUCAAGCUUAGCAACUCCAAAUCCUUUAUUUCCUGCUGUAUUUGUAACUGUCAGUACAUAAGCUCAAGACUUUACGAAAAUCACCCAUGCUUUACAAAACCUUUGGGUCCAACUAAAAGAAAGCGCGGACGCCCAGUUAAAAAUACGAUAUUAAAAACAUAUUGCUCCAUCUGCGAAGUUGACUACGAAGAUCAUCAUAAAUACAACGCACACCUGUUUUUGCUUCAUGAGAAGACAUUAAAAGAUGGAUCAAUUUUGCUAAGCAAUUUAGUGGUGGGGGAUAAAGAAUCUAUCUUGACAUGUCAGUCAUGCAAUCAUACAUAUGGAACGACUUUUCAUUAUAAUAGCCAUAUCGUUAAAUUCCACAACCAAUUAUAUCAAAACCAAACCAUAUCGCAUGAAAAAAACAACCACAAACACCCUUUAUAUUGCUUCAGCUGCAAGCAUGAUUACGAUAGCUAUGCCAGCUUUAACACCCAUUUAUACGAUAUGCAUCAUGUUUCAAAACCCAAAUUAAUAGAGAUGUCACGGAAGGCGAGUGAAAGAGUGCGAAAUGACGAUACGGAUUGUAACGCUAGAACUAUGGCUGGAGAAAAGGUAUUAUCUUUGCCAGUUACAAUUACUCAACCCGGUUAUACACCAGCUCAUGAUGGCAGAACUCUUAGAAAACGUACGAGAAUGAAUUAUGUUAGUUGUGUGCAAGAUUUGGAUGUCGAGUUGUAA